CGUUCAUGUGGUGCGCUUGUAGUACGUUCAUCCGAAUCAUAAAACGAAUGCCGUAUUGUCGGCGUUUUUUUUUUUAAUAAUAAUAGUUGUUUUAAAACAAACGACUCAUUAUCCAAAGUCGAUCAUUGUGUAAUAAUUUUGUGUUUAAAUAGUGGUUGUUUUAGGUGUAUAUAAUAGUGUUAGUGUGUUUACAAAGAACACCGGCCAUAAUGGAUACGUGAACACCUGACGGAGAGGAUUAUCACUGAAAAUGCUUUCUUCUUCGAGAUACAGGUUGGAUCUAUGGCGCUUUACUGCUUGGACUACUCAACUUCUAAUACUGCUUCUCUUGGACAAAGGUUACCGACAUGGAGUUUAUGCUAAACCAGGACUAUGUGAAGUGGAAACCGGCCAGGGAAACAUUGUUUUGGACAUCGAGGAAAGCAGAGGUUCCCAAAUAAAUCAAAUGAUUCGACCAUCUCAACUUCCAAUCAUGGGUGACCCUUUCAAUGAAAUCACAAUGGACCUUGUAUUUCCAUCGAGAAAUCCUUUAUUUACAUUAAUUGGCAAAAGACUACAGCUUAUACAAUCUUUGGAUAGAGAUGCGGAAAACUUAUCACAUAUUGUAUUUCAGGUAACGUGUGUAAUAAGAUCAAGUGGCAAAAAGAGAACUAUCCCUGUUAUUGUUCGAACAACAGACAUCAACGACAAUGCGCCUAUGUUUUUAGGUGCGCCCUAUCAAGUUACAGUACCUGAACUCACUUCUGUCGGCUCAUCUGUUGCCUCAGUAAAAACAAAAGAUGCAGAUACGGGAGUGAACGCUCUGGUCGAAUACUUGGUAGUUCCCGGCAAUGUACCUGAAGAAGAACUCCAAAAGGGGCGAGUAGGUGACGGAGCGAAAUAUUUUAAAAUGAAAUCAUCUAAUUCAGGCGAAGUAAUUUUACAAAAAGGAUUGGAUUUUGAAAAAAUUCAAAAAUAUUUUGUUACUAUACAAGCCAUGGAUCGAGCAAAACACUCUGAAGAUCGGCUAACAUCUACUACCACAUUAACGGUUUCAGUGAAAGAUGAAGAUGAUCAAGAUCCGUCAUUUAUUUAUCAAGGUUGUACACUUCAAGAUGGAGCUUGUGUUAACCCAGAAUAUCACACAACUAUUUCAAGUGGCGUUAAUUCUGGAGUAUUAACUAUACGACCAGAGAAGAUUCAAGCUGUAGAUGGUGAUUCUUUAAAUUAUCCCGUUAAAUUUUCGUUUGUUAAUGGUAUACCUUCAUUUUAUUCGGAAUAUUUUACAAUUGACUCUCAAUUUGGUACGGUUAAACAAAUAAAACCAGUGGAAUCAGCAUUGGCAAAGCAAUUCGUGAUUACUGUUAAAGCUGAAGAGGAAUCUCCUAAUCGUCGUGCAACAACAGCAAAACUAUAUAUAGAUGUAAAGCCUAUAGAUAUCAAUCCCCCAAUCAUUCAUAGUUCUGCAUCUGGAGAUGGAUAUGGAUUUGUAGAAGAAAAUUCACCAAUAGGUACAAAAGUUGUGGAUAAAAAUGGUAACCCAAUUCAAUUUACAGUUACAGAUGAUGAUUUGAAUUCAAAUGACCCAAAGAUCACUUAUUCUUUUGAACUGACAACUAAUUCAUUCAACAUAAAUAAUGAUGGUUAUCUUUUUGUCAAUGAAGAUAAAUUGGAUAGAGAUCCGCCAAACCCGGGAAAAUAUCGUUUUCAAAUUGUUGCGAGAGAAAUUAAUGGACACGCUGGUAGUAUUCCUUACUCUAUAACAGUGUUUUUAAAAGAUGUAAAUGAUAAUUUCCCUCGGAUACCAAUGAUAUCUCCAAUCACUAUUCAAGCUGGAAAUUUAAAAAGACAGCUUGUUCAAAUCAAAGCUAUGGAUAUCGAUGAAGGUCAAAAUUCAAAUAUAACAUACAGUCUUUACCACGUGUCUAACCAAGGAUUUAAUAAAUUUUACAUUGAUCCGGUGACAGGAUGGAUUGAAUCAACCGGCAGAAUGAUGGCUGGUGAUCAAUACAGUAUUACUGUUCAAGCGACAGAUUCCGGUGGUUUAUAUGGCCAGGGAAUUGUUGAAGUUAUUGUAAUAGCUGGACCUAAUACUAAACCACCUGCAUUUUCACAAUCUUCUUACGAAGUUACAAUAAGUGAAGGAUCACCUAUUAACACAACAGUAAUUGAGCUUAAAGCAAUAGAUCCUGAAAAUGACCCCGUCUUUUAUUCGAUUUUAUCUGGUAACGAUUUAAGACAGUUCGCAAUAGGUGAGAAAACUGGAAUUAUUAGUGUAAUAAGAAAAUUAGAUCGGGAAGAACUCACUCGUUAUCAACUGUUAAUCAAAGCCCAAGACGAAGGUGGUCUAUCUAGUACAACUACAUUAAACAUAAAAGUCAGCGAUAUUAAUGAUAAAAAUCCUGAAUUUAUUGGAUUACCGUAUGAAUUUUCUGUGGAAGAAGGCGUAGAUGGAGCUCCAGUAGGUAAGGUAGAAGCUGUAGAUGGAGACGAAGGAAUUAAUUCAGUUAUUCAUUAUUCAAUACCUGAUGACCUACCAUUUCUAAUUGAUGCAAAUUCUGGACACAUACGAACUGCCAUGGCUUUAAAUUACGAAAUGACUAACGAAUACAAAUUCGUAGUUACUGCCCAGGAUGGUGCACCUGAUCCACGGAUCGGUACAGCUUCAGUGACUGUUUUAGUUAAAGAUACUGAAGAUGAAAUACCAACUUUCCGUAAAACUGUGUAUGAAAGCAAAGUUCCAGAAAAUACUCCUGAUUUUAUAGUGACUCAAGUACAAGCAGACGAUCCCGAUACAACUAAAAAAGUGACAUAUAUAAUAAAACAAGGCCCUUCAGAUUUAUUUACUAUUGAUCCAAUAACUGGUAUCAUCAAAACGUUACGAGGCUUAGAUUACGAAAAGGAUAGCCAACAUACCUUAAUAGUUGGUACAUUGGAAAAUCUCAAUCAAUCACCAGGUGCAACUACCAAAGUCAUCGUUAAUGUAGAAGAUCGUAACGAUAUUUCCCCCGUGUUCUUAACAAUUCCUUCUCCAAUUACUUUAGACGAUGAUGUACCAAUUGGUACCAAAGUUACCACGCUUAUAGCGACUGAUGCAGAUGGAACAUCACCCGGAAAUAAAGUACGAUACGAGUUAAAUGGUCAAGGAAAAGCUUUAAAAUAUUUUCACAUCGAUCCUGAUCUUGGAGUAGUGUAUGUCCACGGUGAUCUUCAGAAGGAACCUGAUAAUGAAUAUCAGAUCGAUGUUAAAGCUUAUGAUUUGGGUGAACCUCAAUUGUCUUCAAUAACUUCGGUAACGGUUUUUAUCAGACGCGUUACGACACCUACUCCAGAAUUGGGAAUGGGGUUCUCUGACGAUUCUUACAGUGCUCGUGUAUUAGAGUCUGCAGCAGCUGGUACUCUAGUCAAAAUCUUAACAGUAGUUCAUCCUAGACCUUCUCACCCUCUGCCUCUUAUUUGUACUAUCAUAUCAGGAAAUUCUGAAGGCGUAUUUUCCAUAAAUGUUACAACUGAAAAAAAUUGUGAAGUGCGUUUAAAAGACUCAAAACUAGACCACGAACACGCAGACAAUUACCAAUUGAAAAUUCGACUAGAUACUCUUGAUGGAGUUGUUAAUCCUGCGAAAAGCAUUACAAUAUUGAACGUUCAAGUUAUAGAUAUAAACGAUAACAGUCCCAUAUUCAUAUACCCUGACAGUAGCAAACAUUUUGCUAAAAAUGCCUACUAUGGCGCGAUAUCUGCUGAUAAAGAAGUAGGUAGUACAGUAUUAAGAGUAAAAGCCGAAGAUCUAGAUGGAGGAACAUUGGGUGAUAUUCGUUAUGAACUUGUUGAAGACGAAGACCAAAACACAACAGACGGGCCCUAUUUUUCAGUAGACCCUGAAACAGGAAUUAUUAAAACUUUACGAACACUUAUCGACGUACCUACUCAGUCAUUGCCUUUCAGACUCGUAGUGACUGCUAGAGAUAAUCCUGAAGCUACUAAUCCUAGUGACUUUAAUACUGCCCAAGCGCACGUAGUUAUAAAUGUCAUAAAAGACGAACACCGAAUAGUAAUGGCAAUCGAUGGCGCUCGCCCAGACGUUGUAAAAGCUUCUGAAUCAAAAUUGAUUGAUGUAUUAGAGAAUAGUUUAAAAUUGAUUGUAGGCGGUGAGAAAGUUCUGGCUAAACAAUAUCGGCGUCGAGAAAAUCUUACUGUUGAGACUGAUCCGAGUUCUUCGGACUUUUGGUUUUAUAUAAUAGACCCGACGACUGAAACUAUCCUUGAAAGGAACAAUACUCGAGUAGCUAGGGGAAUUUUAAAUAAAAGCUCUAUGGGAAACAUCACUUCUACAAUUGUUGAAAAACUACACAUUGUUGCAACAGAUAUCCAUCCACCUUUGCAACAGCAGCAAGUGAGCAGCCGACCACAAAUUGCGGGAAUAGCUAUACAAUGGAUUGUAUUUCCGUACACACUAAUUUUAAUAGCUGCCCUCAUCCUCAUUCUCGGCAUUGCUGGUAUCAUAUAUAUUUGCAUAUCUUGGUCAAGGUAUAAAUCGUACAAAGAAAGAAUGGCAAGAAUGUACGCCACUCAAAAUUAUGAUCCUAUUUUUGUUGAACCAAAUAUGAAAGAAUACGAGGUACAGGUGUUACAAAUGAGCGUACCUAUCGAUGACAACGACAGUUAUAAUGAUUUACAACUAGACUUUAGCCGAAAAAAUCAUACGUUUACUAUGGAAAACGUUGGUUACAUUACAAAAGAGAAUGUAGAUAGUAUCGAUGGCCACAGUCCAGUGAGCUCGGAAGCGGCUACCACUGCUAGAACAUCCAGUAUGGGACGUAAUAGAGCUAAUGGUAGCGGAACCAGCACAUUUGGCCGCAUUAAUCAAGCAUUUGAUUCAGAUGGCAUAGGAGAUACAACUGCAGUAAGCUCAACCAAUGGAAAUGUAACAUUCAGAGAAAAAAAAGAAUUUGGUAGGCCAUUACACAAUGGUAAUGGCAUGACUACUUUCAACCGAAAAAACGUUGAAGUCACCACGGAGUUAUAAUGUAACCCUUAAUUUUGUUAUCCUAUCGAAAAAAACUGAAAGGUUGCAUGCAUAUGUAUUCAGUAUUUUAAAUCGUAUCUAGUCUCUCUUCAUAUGAUUGUAUAGAAAUAUAUGUAUAUAUCUAUGCUUGAAAGUCUAAUGUUCAGCUUUUUCUUCCACUCAUUACGUUUUUUUCGACAAAUUGUACGACUGAGAUUUAAUAAUAAUCUUUCACUUUUGUCCCUCUAUAUAUUUAUAUGAUGUAAUCAAAUAUUUAUAAUUUAAAUUAAAACAAGAACAAAAAAUUUGAACAUAGAAAUAGUUUAUAAUAUAAAAUAACAAUUAAUAAACAAGAUUUCCGAAAUUUUGACUUUUAACUUUUAUAAAAUGUUAAAACUUUAUAAAUUUUUAAACGAUAUUUCUCAUUUUUAUCUAUAUACUAUGAUAUAAACAUAUGAUGAGAAACAUAUUUUUAAUUACUUAAAAUUGAAAAACUUAGUAUAAUUUGCAUUAUUUCUUGUAUAUUACUAAUUACCUAAUCAAAUUUGAUACAUAAUUAUACCAUUAAAUAACUUCUUCAAUAAUUUUUUAUUAUUCAGUUAAAAAAUUUCUGAGUCUAAAUAACAAAUAUCAAUACAUAAAAUAAGUACAUGUUUCACACCUAGAUCUAAUCUGUUGCAACAAAAAAUUAUUUUUUUAUGUUAAACAAUAUUUGGUAAAUGUUAUUUUUAAAUUGUGGAAUAAUGCAAACCUAUUAUAUUUUAGUUACAAGUUUUAAUCUGAAAGAUAUGAUGAGUUUAUUUAUACAAAUUAACUGAUAAUACUUACAAAAAUAAUUUAAAAUAAAGUAUGUUCAAAUUAAAAUACGUAAACUAUUUUAAAUCUUUAAAUAAAACGGAUAUCUCUUUGCAAAUUAAUCGUAUUAUAGAAAUAGUAUACUGCCAUUUGAUAAUUAAUUACCUUAAAAAUUUAGAUUUUAAGUAUCUAAACCAUGUCAUACAUUUUAUAGAACCAAAAAGGUUUUUUAAAUUUAUCAAAAAUUGAAACAAUGUAAAUAAUACAAAUAAUUAUACUUAAAUGUUCCUAUAAUGUAUGAAUUAUUUUUCGCUCACACAAUUAAAAAUUUAUUUUAUAUUAAAAAUGAUUUUGUUCCUUUCAGAAUAUCAAAAAUCAAUUAUUGUUAUAAUUUUUGUUUUUUUAAUAGGAUAUUUUUUCAAUAAAUUCAAUUAAAAUUUAUUUAGAAUAUAUAUAAUUCAAUAUUUAAAUUAAUUUAAUUGUGUAUUUUUAUAAAAAAUUUGUUUGUAAUGAGUAUGAAUAAUUUAUGUAUAUAAAAAAUUUGCUCACAAUUAUAUCAAUGGUGACCAAUAUUGUAUAGUAGCCAAGUGGUUAACAACACUUGAUAGAAGUUUACAUGAAGCCAUAUUUAAUUAUUGUAUAAUAGAGCUUUCCUCAUGCUCAAUUUAUUUGUAAAAAUAAUACCAUAAACAAAUAGGUAAAAUUAAACCAUUGUAAAUUAUUAUAUGUAUUUUUAGUUGAAUAGUGAUUAAUUUAAAUUGUUUUUUAUGACUUUAAUUUUAUAAUUGAAAAUAAAUGUUAAUAUAAAUAUGUUUUAUAAU
Daktulosphaira vitifoliae (grape phylloxera) is the source of this 6600-nucleotide messenger RNA. It is a transcript of the gene Cad99C, whose product is annotated as cadherin-99C. The record is from RefSeq and is a predicted model, not a curated record. Bases 251 to 5005 code for a protein of 1584 amino acids. NCBI's taxonomy places the organism in Eukaryota, Metazoa, Arthropoda, Insecta, Hemiptera, Phylloxeridae. The transcript is spliced from 24 exons. Gene Ontology annotation, biological process: homophilic cell-cell adhesion. Gene Ontology annotation, molecular function: calcium ion binding; cadherin binding. Gene Ontology annotation, cellular component: catenin complex; plasma membrane.